Molecule: messenger RNA, 960 nt
Organism: Capra hircus (goat)
Lineage: Eukaryota; Metazoa; Chordata; Mammalia; Artiodactyla; Bovidae
Gene: GPR32
Product: G protein-coupled receptor 32
Biological process (GO): complement receptor mediated signaling pathway; phospholipase C-activating G protein-coupled receptor signaling pathway; positive regulation of cytosolic calcium ion concentration
Cellular component (GO): plasma membrane
Molecular function (GO): complement receptor activity; N-formyl peptide receptor activity
Source: RefSeq, a predicted model, not a curated record
AUGAAUCCUACCUCCAAGCCCGAGUGCCAGCCUGAGAGGAUCCAGGGCCUCCACCAGCUGACCAUCGCUGUGCGGUCUGUGUCCUUUGCGGUCGCCGUGGUGGCCAGCGGGCUGGUGCUCUGGACGACGGCUUUCCGAAUGCCUCGCACUAUCACCACCAUCUGGUUCCUCCAUCUGGCCUUCGCAGACUUCAUGGCCUCACUGCCAAUCACCAUAUACAGCGUGGUCACUGGCCAGAGGCCCCUCACAGCUGCAGCCUGCAAGCUCUACACGGCCUUCUUGGCCAUCCGCCUCUUCACCAGCAUCUGGCUCCUGGUCCUCAUCUCCCUGGACCGUUGCAUCUCCGUCGUUUACCCGGUCUGGUCCUGAAGCCACCGCACCGUGCAGCGAGCAGCCUGGCUGGCUGUGUGUGUGUGGCUCCUGGCUCCUGUCACUUGCUCUCCAGACUUGAUUUUCCGAGACGUUGAAAACCAGAAGGGAUGUGAAUACUGCAGCUUCAAGUUUGCCACAAGGGCCAGGAAUGACUCCAAGGCUGUGGAGGGGAGAGUCGUGGUGACCCUCAUCCACAUCCUGCUGGGCUUCUUGGCGCCCUUGGUGAUCAUCCGUACCUGCGCCCAUCUCAUCCGCACCCGGCUUCGGCAGGAAGGCUGUGCCCAUGCCCGCCGGCUAAAGAGGCUGCUGCUCGCUGUGAGCACCUUUUUCGCCUUCUGGUUCCCACUUAACACAGUGCUGGUGGCCCGACUGUGGCAAUGGCAAGCCAGAUACAAGUUGCGGCCCAUCCUCUGAGCUACCUUCUUUCUGGGUUGUUUCAACAGCUGCCUCAACCCUUUCCUGUAUGUCUUCAUUGGCAGAGAUUUCCAAGAGAAGUUUUUCCAGUCUUUACCUUCUGUCUUGGCCCGGGCAUUUGGCGAGGAGGGAUUUUUCUCAGCCUGUCCCCAAGGUGAAGCCCCCAGGGGAUGA